Messenger RNA from Oreochromis niloticus (Nile tilapia), 1111 nucleotides. RefSeq lists its product as uncharacterized. The record is from RefSeq and is a predicted model, not a curated record. The transcript is spliced from 3 exons. The coding region runs from base 44 to 907 and encodes 287 amino acids. Gene Ontology annotation, cellular component: nucleus; transcription regulator complex. NCBI's taxonomy places the organism in Eukaryota, Metazoa, Chordata, Actinopteri, Cichliformes, Cichlidae. Gene Ontology annotation, biological process: regulation of transcription by RNA polymerase II.
GCACGCGCAAACACAUAAACGUCGGCGAAAAAGAUGGAGUAGCAUGGCAGUGCAGCGUAUUGUCUGGACACAAGCGAUGGAGGCACAACUGGUUGAACUUUGGCAAGCUCAUCCAAGCCUUUUUGAUGUGGCUUCAAAAAAUUACCAUGACCGCAACAAACGUGACAGGAGUUGGAUGGAGAUUGCUGCCCAAUUGCAGCUUCCUGUGAAUGAGGUGAAAACCCGGGUUGCAUCACUUCGGACGCAGUAUGGCAAACUGCUCAAACCGAAACCUAGUGGCAGUGGCCAGAAACCACCAACUCCCAAACAGACCUGGAUCUUAAAACAUUUGGAUUUCUUGAAGGCACAUGUUGUCCAUAGACAGACUGAGUCCACUCUGAGACUUGGAACAGAGUCAGAGGACAUAGGCGCAACAGAGGAGGGGGAUGAGGAUCAGUCCACUAUGGGAAUUGAAGCAGAUGUCCUUAUGUCUUCAAACACCACUAGCCCAGUUUCAGUGAGCCAGGAAGAGGAAAACACCUCAAACAGUCCACCAAUCUCAGAGUCCACAGGUCGGCUUGUUAAAAGACCUAGAGUGCAAAAACAUGCACCAAAAUCAGCAGAGCACAGCAUUGAGAUGACCAAACUUUCCCUGCUUCAGCAGGUCCAGCAAACGCUAUCGGCAUCUAAUGCAGAUUCUGAGGAGCUGUUUGGCCAACAAGUAGCCUCAGAGUUGAGAAACAUAAAGGACAGAGCUCUACAGCUGCGGCUCAAAAGAAACAUCAUGAACAUGAUUUAUGACACGCAGGAGGCUGAGCAGGGAGGCCACCACUCUCAAUUUGUCACAGCGAGUGAGAAGAGCCGUGUCGAAAAGGUAAGGAAGGAUCCAAACGCAGGCAGGCGUGAAGGUGUGAAGGAGAUUUAUUGAAUACGAAAUAAAGAUAGGCAAACGGCAAAACGGAGAACUAAACUAUACUGGGACAACUAAACUACUGCGCAUGAACAAGAACACGGACCUGGACAUGAAAGAAGGAAGACGAUAAUGAUGCCAGCAGGGGACACACGGAUGAAACGUGGUGGAUACACAGACGGACCAGCAACUACAAUGACUAAAGACGUGACUUAAAUACAC